AUAACUGUUGCGCAUGCGUACGUUGUUCGCAGAGCGGGGGAAGGAAUUUAGGACCUGACGGGCGCACUGGAGUGCUUCUUUUCUGGACCAAGAGGAAAGAAGUGCCGGAAAACCGGGAGAGGAGCCAGAUGUUCCUGGAUGAGACGGAGCGCUGUCAGAUCCCCAUCCGAACCCUGGCACAGGUGCGAGUUUCUGCGGGAUGGGAACAUGCGGGGUUUCAGCGGGAAGAAGCGCCCGGAGUAUCCACGGGGGGUGACAGUUUAUCAGAGACGCAGCUAAGUGUGAAAGUGCUGCAGGAAAACUAAUUGAAUGCAGAAAUAUAGGAUCGGUGUUUAAAGAUUUUUGUACCCCCAGUUCCAUUUCCCUCUCACAGAGAGGCCUGUUGUGGCCGUUCUUUAAUGUGAGUGGGUGGGGGCAAUCAUAGUGUUCAAUGGGGAGCUGCAGGAUCAGGAGGGGGAGUCAUAGAGGCCUCUGCUACCAUAGCAUCAACCAGAGGAUAGCUUAGCUCAGCUCAGCUCAGCUCAGGUCCUUCUUCCCUGCGACCCCCUCCCUCUGCACCCCACACUGCACCUUUCUUCCCCCACUCCUGACUAAAGGGCAGCCAUGGCUUCAGUGCGCUUCACUGUGACACCCACCAAGACGGAGGACCUCCCGGGGCUGUCGGACACGUCGCCUGAUGUCAGCUCCCGCUCGGGGGCUCGCGUGCGCUUCGGCUCCAGGGAGAGCGUCAACAGAAGUGACCUGCAGAGCGAGGCGUCGGGGGGCGCCGCCACAGGAGGAGGAGGGGCCGACACACCUGAGCGCAGCAGCAUAGAGCAAGGCGAUGGACACUCCAAGAUCUCCAAUGUUUACAUCAACAACACACACUGCAUGGACGACGACGACUUCUACGACAGAAAUCUGGCCCUGUUUGAGGAGGAGAUGGACACCCGGCCCAAAGUUUCUUCUCUGCUCAGCCGUCUGGCAAAUUACACCAAUCUGACGCAGGGGGCCAAAGAGCACGAGGAGGCCGAGAGCAUUGGCGAGAAGAAGAAACCCAGCAAGUCUCCUCAGAUGGGAACCUUCAUGGGUGUCUAUCUGCCCUGCCUGCAAAACAUUUUUGGGGUCAUCUUGUUCCUGCGGCUGACCUGGGUGGUGGGAACGGCCGGUGUGCUGCAGGCGCUCUGCAUCGUCUUCGUCUGCUGCUGCUGCACGAUGCUGACCGCCAUCUCCAUGAGCGCCAUAGCAACCAACGGAGUCGUUCCAGCCGGGGGUUCCUACUUCAUGAUCAGCCGCUCUCUGGGUCCAGAGUUUGGGGGCGCUGUGGGGCUGUGCUUUUACCUGGGCACCACCUUCGCUGGAUCCAUGUACAUCCUGGGAGCCAUUGAGAUCCUGCUGUUGUACAUUGUGCCUAAGGCGGCCGUCUUUCACGGCGACGGGGGAGCCAUGCUGAACAACAUGCGUUUGUACGGCAGCAUCUGCCUCCUCCUCAUGUCCCUGCUGGUCUUUGUGGGUGUCAAAUAUGUGAACAAGCUGGCGUCAGUCUUCCUGGCGUGCGUCAUCAUUUCCAUCAUCUCCAUUUAUGUUGGAGCGCUGGUCUCAGCCUUUAAGGAGCCACAUUUCCCAGUGUGCAUGUUGGGGAACAGGACCAUCAACGGCCACUAUGUUGCAGACCACCACUGUGAGAAGAUCAUCUCAGAACUGCACAGAGAAGAAGUAGAGAGACCUGAAGGCAACUUUAGCCUCGGCUUCGAAAACAGCACAGUGGAGCCGGCCUCGCCCCCCACCCGUGAACCUGCAGCCGAGAACCAGACCACAGAUCUCUGGGGGCAUUUCUGUCAAAGCCGGGAUCUGAACGCAACCUGUGAUGAGUACUUCACCAACAACCAAUUCUCCCAGAUUCAGGGCAUCCCAGGGCUGGCAAGCGGGAUAAUUACAGAGAACCUGUGGAGCUCCUACCUCACCAAGGGAGCUGUGGUGGAGAAGAGCUCCCUGUCCUCCGUUCAGGCCUCUCAUCCUGCUUCCAUUCAGCUCCCGUAUGUCUUCGUGGACAUCACCACCUCCUUCACACUUCUAGUGGGAAUCUUCUUCCCGUCUGUCACAGGAAUCAUGGCUGGCUCCAAUCGCUCCGGGGAUCUGAAGGAUGCUCAGCGCUCAAUUCCCAUCGGAACCAUCUUUGCCAUCCUCACCACGUCCAUCGUCUAUUUGAGCAGCGUGGUUCUGUUCGGCGCCUGCAUCGACGGCGUGGUCCUCAGAGACAAGUUUGGAGACUCUGUGGGGGGGGAGCUGGUGGUGGGGACUCUGGCAUGGCCCACUCCCUGGGUCAUUGUGAUUGGCUCCUUCUUCUCGACAUGCGGCGCUGGCCUGCAGUCUCUGACCGGCGCUCCCAGACUUUUGCAGGCCAUCGCCAAGGACAACAUCAUCCCUUUCCUCAGGGUGUUCGGUCACAGCAAACCGAACGGCGAGCCCACUUGGGCGCUGCUCCUCACCGCGCUGAUAGCAGAGCUGGGGAUCCUCAUUGCCUCUCUGGACAUGGUUGCCCCCAUCCUUACUAUGUUCUUCCUGAUGUGUUACCUGUUUGUGAACCUGGCCUGUGCUCUCCAGACACUUCUCAGGACACCCAACUGGAGGCCCCGCUUCUCCUACUACCACUGGACGUUGUCGUUUUUGGGGAUGACUAUCUGCCUUGCUCUCAUGUUCAUAUCUUCCUGGUAUUAUGCCAUUGUUGCCAUGGUGAUUGCUGGGAUGAUCUACAAAUACAUUGAGUAUCACGGGGCUGAGAAGGAGUGGGGGGAUGGGAUUCGUGGCCUGUCUCUCAGUGCUGCCCGGUACGCCCUCCUGAGGCUGGAAGAGGGUCCGCCCCACACCAAAAACUGGAGGCCUCAGCUGUUGGUGCUGCUGAAGCUGGACGAGGACGCCCACGUCAAGUCUCCACAGCUGCUGACAUUCGCUAGCCAGCUAAAGGCUGGGAAGGGCCUUACCAUUGUCGGGACCGUGGUUUCUGGAAACUUCCUGCAGAGCUUUGGGGAGUCUCUCGCAGCAGAGCAGACUCUAAGGCACUUGAUGGAAAAGGAGCGUGUAAAGGGUUUUUGUCAGUGCAUUGUGGCGCAGAAGCCCCGAGAGGGCAUCAGCCACAUGAUUCAGUCCAGCGGAUUGGGGGGGAUGAAACCCAACACGGUGGUGAUGGGCUGGCCUCAAGCCUGGAGGCAAAGUGAAGACCCACAGUCCUGGAAGACCUUUAUCAACACAGUGCGGGUGACGACGGCCGCCCACCUGGCCCUGCUGGUCCCCAAAAACAUCUCCCUGUUCCCCACCAACAGCGAACCCUGCACAGAGGGCUACAUCGACGUGUGGUGGAUUGUGCAUGAUGGGGGGAUGCUGAUGCUACUGCCUUUCCUUUUACGUCAACACAAAGUGUGGAGGAAGUGUGGGAUGAGAAUCUUCACUGUGGCCCAGAUGGAGGACAACUCCAUCCAGAUGAAGAAGGACCUGGCAACCUUCCUUUAUCACCUGCGCAUUGAGGCAGAGGUAGAGGUGGUGGAAAUGCAUGACAGCGACAUCAGUGCCUACACCUACGAAAGGACGUUGAUGAUGGAGCAGAGGUCCCAGAUGCUCAGACAGAUGCGGCUCUCCAAGUCGGAUCGGGAGCGGGAGAGGGUGCGCUGGAGUUUUGAUGACGCUCAGCUGGUCAAAGAUCGGAACUCGAUGCUCCGCCUCACUAGCAUCGGCUCAGAUGACGACGAUGACACAGAUGUCGCGGAACGAUUGGGGAGCGGUGGCAGCUCAGAGCACAACCGCCGCGUUCAGAUGACCUGGACCAAAGACAAGGCCGCGCAGUACAGAGCCACACACUCGGGCUGCUCCACACCCGAAGGCUUCAGAGACAUGCUGAGCAUCAGACCGGACCAUUCCAACGUCAGGCGCAUGCACACGGCCGUCAAACUUAACGAAGUCAUCGUCAACAAAUCCCAUGAUGCUCGGCUGGUCCUGCUCAACAUGCCAGGACCCCCCAGGAACACAGAGGGAGACGAGAACUACAUGGAGUUUCUGGAGGUUCUAACUGAAGGUCUGGAGCGGGUCCUGCUGGUCAGGGGAGGAGGAAGUGAGGUCAUCACCAUCUACUCCUGAUUGGACACCCAGGAAGCCUGCACUGGCAGGGGUGGGGUGACGUUUUCCUUCAUCCUAACGGUGCCUGAAGGAGCCACUGUGACAGUAAGGUCAGCGGUUCGAGACCUGGGCUGCUGGCUGCAUACAGAUGUUGGAACAUGUCGGAGCGUUUCAGUUGCUGGAGCCUGACUGGACCUUUACAUAAUCGUGGAAGCGUUUUUUUCCGGAGCCGCUCCUGCUUUUCCUCUCCUUACAUUUGCACCAGCAGUCUCUGUCUCACCCGGACACCUCCCGGCUCCUGUUUGUCAUGGAAGCCCGACACUUUGUGGAGAGGACUGUUCAUUUCUUCAUGAUUCCCUUUUGUUAUGUUCAAAAUGUUGUUAUUGUUUUUAUUUGAAGCUUAAAACUGUUACCAGACUAAAAACAUAGAUUUAUAAAGUCUGACAGCAGCCUCAUGUGUAAAGAGUUCCAUUUGAAACUCAAAGUAAUCUGAUUACUGGGUUCUUUUCCGUCUGAUAUGUUCUACUUCUGACGUCAUGUUAAUGUUUCUGUCUUAUUUUUGAUGAUAAAGUCCAUCAGAAGCAGAUUUCUGCUCCCUGGGCCGAGCAGGAGCUUUGAGGCUGUGGUAGAAUCUGCCUCAGGGAGUCCUGGAACAUGCACGUGUGUAAAUGUCCCUGUCCAGCCGGCUUUUUAUUAGACAUUCCAGCUCAGAGAAUGGACUGAAUUGGCUUAGUGCACACCUUGUCUCCAUUUGCAUAUGUGUGUGUGCACGAGCUAAGACAUGUCAUGGAGCAUCUAUGUUCUAGUUUGAUGUUUUUUAAGAGUUCUGCAGGUUUUGGUUCCUGUCUUUGCUUCCUAAAAUUCAUGUUUUUUUUUGCUGAUACAUAAUGAGUUUGAUCUUUUUUAUGUCAUUAUUACAAAAAUGAACCAUAAAAUCUUUGCUUAAAAAAUGGGAAUUAAAAAGUUCUUUAAAAUGAUGAUGAGCUG
Molecule: messenger RNA, 5073 nt
Organism: Oryzias latipes (Japanese medaka)
Lineage: Eukaryota; Metazoa; Chordata; Actinopteri; Beloniformes; Adrianichthyidae
Gene: slc12a6
Product: solute carrier family 12 member 6
Biological process (GO): potassium ion homeostasis; potassium ion import across plasma membrane; cell volume homeostasis
Cellular component (GO): plasma membrane
Molecular function (GO): potassium:chloride symporter activity
Source: RefSeq, a predicted model, not a curated record